UGUCCGACGCCCCAUCCACCAGCAGGGGGGCCCCACAGCACGGAUCAGGACGGGCUCUGAGGCUGGGCUGCAGCAGAGCCACUCCACUUUAAACAUGUCAGCACAAUUCGGCUUUUUGAGGAUCACUGAACUGCGGCGUCUUCUGCAGGAUGAAGAGAAAUGCAACGCAAUAAUCCGAUAUAGCGAAAAGUUUCAGAGUCUGAAGAGCGCCAUUGAGAACAUUUUGGUUUCCAAUCAUAGAUUGUCAAAAGCCAGUCUUUUUCAUAAACCAGCCUUUAGAGAUACAAAGAGGCUGCUUGCAAUGAAAUACAAGGAGUUAGAGAAGCUAAUGGGGAACAUCAGAGCAAAACUAAGUUAUCUGGAUGAAAAGUACACAGGCCUACUUCAUAUGGUUCAACUGUCCCUCGUGAAAAAUAUAUUAAGUGUAGAGCAGGAAAGUGAGGCUCUCCUACAGAGGUUUGUGGACGGGGAAACACCUGUGGGCGACUUCCUAGAAGGGUUCCUACACCUGCGGAAACUCUACCACGUCCGGCAGGUCUUGAGGAACGUAACCCGAGACAUGGUCAUUACCCGACGGACCCCUGGGAGCCCAGCGGGCGUCGGUACCACCGGAGACCCCCGGCGGUUCGUCCCCUCGCCCGCCGGGCCCCUCUCGCACCCCCGCUGCGAUCGCUUCUGCAGCCUGGCGCCGGUCUUGGUCUUACCCGCCAUCGGCCGGUCCCUCGCCCCCCUUCCCCUCGUCCAUCCGCCGUCGGGGGCCCUCGGACGCCGGGAGGCCCCGCCCCGGGGGCAGGGCGGGUCCUACUGGGUCCACCACCACCACCACCACCACCAUCACCUCCACCACCACUAGCAGCGGCUGCAAUAUUCCAGGAGGGGGAGGAAACCCGCUCGCCUUCAGAAACCCCAGACCCCCCCUGGGAGGCGGGGCCCAGGGCCCGACUGAGGCUAGGGGCCUCGGACCCACCUGAUCUUGGUCUGUUUUCAUUCAUCUUAAUGUAUUGAGUGUUUUAUUAUGUUGCUUGCGGUGCUCUGUUUGUGUACUGUGGAGUUGAUAUGGUAAAGAUAGUUUAGUUAACUGUAAGAGGCCUCUUCAUCCUAUCUGAUGUUGUGACAGUGUUAUGGCCCUUCUUACUGUACUUGUUGACAGGGUUAGACACUCUUAAACUGGUUGGCUUGGUUUAUGCUUUGGGUUUACUGGUACAAACCUGUACUGUGCCCUGUGAACCUGAUAUCUGUGCUCAUCUGUCUCCAGAGAGUCCUGCCAAGUCUGCUUAAUAGCCUAGUGACACACUUCAACAUAAACCAUACCAAACACCGCCCUAAAACGAAAAACAUUGACAUUAUAUCCCUAAAGGCCGGACUCUUUUGAGUGCGAUGAAUCAUGUUGAAGAAACGUGAGCAGACCUCCGCACAUCCUCCUAUAGAUAGUUGUUUGAUGAACUCAUCCAUUCAUCCAUCCGACCAGCAGCGUGGGGGUACAGGAGGUCAUUCGGGUUCGUGGGGGUUACCCCGAGUGCAUCUGGCCCAGACAGGACCCCCAUGCUAAUACCCCCGAAGAACACCCACUACAGUUUCACGAGUGAUCAAUAGCAAGGCGAACGGAGAGAGCUUUUGGUUACCCGCCUGACUUUUGUUACACCGAUGUCAGCGGCACCUAUUAUUCUGCAGGGUUUAAAUUGACCAAUUUUCUCGUCUGUCAGCCAAUGAAUGAAUUCCCCUUCUGCUCAAUGGCUCGGCCGUCUAAGAUGGGCUAAUGUGCUUAUUUGUUUUGUUCGGUAAAUGCUGGGAUUAAAUUCUCGCUUCCAAACUGCGAAACACGUCAACUAUUUACAUAAAUUGGUAAGGAAAAAAAUAUAUAUAUAAACAUACACACAGAACGCGGCAACUGAGAAAUAUAUUGUAAGUAUUAGUACAAAAUGAUGACACUAUGACAAGCGGUAACAUCUAUGGAAUAAGUAUGGUCCAUUUCUAGAAUAAAUAACAGUUGUUCCAUCAUUGAUUCUGUCCUUUCAACAGACAGCCCUGGAAAUAAAUAAAAUGGCCCUGUUGGAAUA
This is a messenger RNA of Gadus morhua (Atlantic cod), 2057 nucleotides long. RefSeq names its product vacuolar protein sorting-associated protein 37B. The transcript has 4 exons. The record is from RefSeq and is a predicted model, not a curated record. Gene Ontology annotation, biological process: protein targeting to membrane; ubiquitin-dependent protein catabolic process via the multivesicular body sorting pathway; protein targeting to vacuole. NCBI's taxonomy places the organism in Eukaryota, Metazoa, Chordata, Actinopteri, Gadiformes, Gadidae. The coding region runs from base 95 to 853 and encodes 252 amino acids. Gene Ontology annotation, cellular component: ESCRT I complex.